Molecule: messenger RNA, 1506 nt
Organism: Beta vulgaris subsp. vulgaris (sugar beet)
Lineage: Eukaryota; Viridiplantae; Streptophyta; Magnoliopsida; Caryophyllales; Amaranthaceae
Product: protein S-acyltransferase 10
Exons: 11
Coding region: 263-1303 (346 amino acids)
Biological process (GO): protein targeting to membrane; peptidyl-L-cysteine S-palmitoylation
Cellular component (GO): endoplasmic reticulum; Golgi apparatus
Molecular function (GO): protein-cysteine S-palmitoyltransferase activity
Source: RefSeq, a predicted model, not a curated record
ACAUAUCCGCCAUGAUUAUUGAAGACAAGGCGAGCGUUUAAGCCUUCCAACUACCAAGUUGCUGUCUCAGUCUUGAAGUUCGUGUCUCCUCGUUAAACCUCAAUUCCCUUCCCUCCCCUCCCCAAUCUUCAAACUUCCAAUUCUAAUUUCUCUCCUCAAAUUCCUAAAACUAGCAUAAACCCUAGAAUUUCAUCCUUCAAUUUCGACUUCAAUACUUCACCACUGUAAUGCGACCAAUUUCUUCUUUCAACUAUAAACAACAAUGGCGGUCGCCUUUUGUCGUGACUUCCGCGAUCGAAUCUCUGACCGUUGCUUAGGCUGCUUCCCUUGUCUCUCUGAUCCAGCUAGGAGAUCGUCACUAUGUUUGAAGAUUGCUUUGGUUGUUAUUCAUCUUAUUUAUCUUGUAGUUCUGUUUUAUGUCGAUAGAUUCAAUCUCAUCCAUUCUGCUCACGGAAACCCUUGGUACAUUGGACUUUACCUUUUGCUUUUUGUGGCAACCUUGAUACAAUAUUUCGUCACUUCUGGCUCUUCUCCUGGUUUCGCACUUAAUGCAAAGAGGGUGGUUGAUGAGGGGUCUUCAUUUUCUACGGCACCACUUAUAAACUCCAAGCAGUCUGCUACGAGUAAAAAUGGGAGCAUAGUUAUAACGGUGGAUGGUAAUCCCGUGACAAGAAGCUUCCCUGGAAGUAAUGCAACGGGCUGGACUAAAUUAGUGAUGGAGAUGUAUCCUCCUGGAACCUCUAUGAGACAAUUGACUUGCACGUACUGUAAUAUUUUACAGCCUCCUCGAGCAAAGCAUUGCCAUGAUUGUGAUAAGUGCGUUCUUCAGUUUGACCAUCAUUGUGUGUGGCUUGGGACAUGUAUAGGCCAGGGAAAUCAUUGUCGAUUUUGGUGGUACAUCUGUGAAGAGACAGCGUUGUGCCUUUGGACAGGCAUUUUGUAUAUUACGUAUCUGAAGGCUAACAUAUCAAGAUCUUGGUGGAUGGAUGCAGUCAUGGUAGUAUUGCUCAUCACUUUGUCAAUAUCAUUGAUCUUUCUAGUGCUUUUGCUUCUAUUUCACAGUUACCUUAUUCUGACAAAUCAAACAACAUAUGAACUUGUAAGGCGUAGACGUAUCCCAUACAUGCGGGCAAUACCUGAAAGAGUGUAUCCAUUCAGCAACGGGAUUUGCCGCAAUUUGUACAAUUUCUGCUGUGCACAAAGUAGCAUUUACGAUCUUGAACGUUUACCAACAGCUGAAGAACUUGAAAUCAAGAGCAGACCACUUGCAUGUUCUGAUAUUUUAUGCUGCCGUUGCUGUUGACGUUGUGCUCAUAGUGAUGUUUUUAUAUAGUUGUAACAAUUUAGUUUGGCCACAUUGUAAAUGUCUAUGGCUCCAUGCACCUAUUGUGUUACUGCGUGCCUGAGAAAUGUCAAAUCAUAUGUAUCUGAGAAAUGCCAUAGUGUGCCAUUUCUGGGUUGCUCGAGUUUUUGAUCACAUUUGAGUUAGCUGUGACAUUGUUUUUA